AUGUUUCGAGUUAUCAAACAGUUGCCAAAAACCCUUGUAUAUAACAAAAGCACAACGUCAUCGUUGGAUCACAACAGAGGGUUCAAAGUUCCCACAACGUUGGGUAUCUACAACAAAUCUGCUGCUAAUCAACAACUAACUAUAACGACAAACGUUUGUCUCAACACUAAUAAUAAUCGUUAUUUGUCGACUAGCACUGUAACAGGUGAAAACAUGAAACGCUUACAGGGAAAAGUUGCUAUUGUAACUGCCUCAACUGAUGGCAUUGGAUUUGCUAUUGCCAAACGUUUAGCUCAAGAUGGUGCCGAUGUGGUCAUUAGCAGCCGUAAACAGCAAAAUGUGGACAAGGCCGUGGAAGAGUUGCGCCAAGAAAACUUACAUGUCUUGGGCUUGAAGUGUCACGUCUCCGAGACACAAGAUCGCAAACAAUUGUUCGAAGAAACCAUAAAGAAAUAUGGUAAAAUUAAUAUCUUGGUAUCGAAUGCUGCCACAAAUCCAGCUGUCGGCGGUGUUUUGGAGUGUGACGAAAAAGUCUGGGAUAAAAUUUUCGAUGUCAACGUAAAAUCUUCAUUUCUAUUGGCCAAAGAAGCAUUGCCAUUUUUGCGUAAAGAAAAGAAUUCCAGCAUUGUAUUUGUUUCGUCCGUUGCCGGAUACGACGCUUUUGCCCUCUUGGGUGCAUACUCAGUCAGCAAGACGGCAUUGAUUGGUUUGACUAAAGCAGCUGCUAAAGAUUUAGCCCCAGAAGGUAUUCGGGUUAACUGUUUAGCUCCCGGUAUUAUAAAGACUAAAUUCUCCAAAGCCCUUUAUGAAGACGAAUCAGCUAACGCAGAAGCAUUGUCGAGAAUUCCCAUGGGACGUUUGGGUAUGCCCGAAGAAAUGGCUGGUGUUGUUUCAUUUUUGGUGUCGGAUGAUGCCAGUUACAUUACAGGCGAAACUAUUUUGGCCACUGGCGGUAUGUCUGCUCGUUUGUAAGAAAAUGUUGCAAUCUUUUUUGUAUAUAAAA
Molecule: messenger RNA, 1003 nt
Organism: Musca vetustissima
Lineage: Eukaryota; Metazoa; Arthropoda; Insecta; Diptera; Muscidae
Gene: Dhrs4
Product: dehydrogenase/reductase SDR family member 4
Exons: 4
Coding region: 1-972 (323 amino acids)
Molecular function (GO): carbonyl reductase (NADPH) activity
Source: RefSeq, a predicted model, not a curated record